Nematolebias whitei (Rio pearlfish) is the source of this 975-nucleotide messenger RNA. RefSeq lists its product as uncharacterized. The record is from RefSeq and is a predicted model, not a curated record. The transcript has 5 exons. The coding region runs from base 325 to 777 and encodes 150 amino acids. Lineage: Eukaryota; Metazoa; Chordata; Actinopteri; Cyprinodontiformes; Rivulidae.
GCAACAGGUGUCCAGAUGCACCGUCACACAAGCUUUCCCAUCUGUUGGUAAUCCGAUUUGAAGGCUAGCAAGGUCAUCGGUUGAAUCCUCAUAAGAGCAGCCUGAGAGACGUCUUAAACAGAAAGCCUGGGAGGGAUUCAUCGACCGGACGCCGCUUUUUCAGAAGCAACGCGCUGAAUGUGCCAGAUCAACCUAACAGGUUACUACAAAUAAAAGCCUUUUUCUCUCAACAAACUUGUGUUUAAUUCCGCAUUCCGAUUCUGCCGCAAAGCCAGGCAAAGACAUCCAUUAAACCUGCGCAGAUCCACCCAUCACGUUCUGGAGAUGGAGUCCCUCUUGUCGCUGGGUGCUCCUCUGAAGCAGUUCACCAGCUGCAUGUCCGGCAAAAAAACUUCCACCAAGAGGAGCCAGUCGGUCCGCAGAUGCAGUUUCACUCGCAGGAAGAGCAUCAGCAGGAGGAGAAGCCUCCCCUGCAGCAACCAGAAAGUCCCAGACUCCUGGCUCAGAGCGUAUCAGGAUGAACUGAAGAAGGAAAGGAAACGUCAGCAAGCCAUUCUAGCCAAGAAGAAUGCAGAAAGAACUGUGAGAAAAACGCACUUCAGGAGCCACCACUGUCUUCCAAGGCACAGCGCUGCUGCCAGGAAACCAGCACCAGUGAAGGACGAGUCCUUCUUCGGAGCCUUCCAGGGCCUCAGUCUGGACGGACUGAUGGGAGGUGCUGCUGGGUCUCCUGUGUCCGCUCCCACUGCAGGUGGAGAUCCGUGCAAAGUCAUGUGAUGUGAAACAUUAAAGGACGAUUAAAAGCUUGAAACGUUUUUCUCGCAAAGAAGACUUGGAGGAAAGGGAUCGGGACUAAAAAUGACUGAAUAUUGAAAUUGAAAAAUGAAUUCACUUUGUGUAAGGAAUGAAAACCGGUAUGACGGCUUUAUUCUUCCUUUGUAGCUACCGUUGUCUCAUGUCUGAUAUUUUUGUACA